AUUAAAUUUUACAUUCAGACCGCCGACUCUCAUCAAUCGUCACAAUGAAACUUGGUGUUUGUCAGAGAAAAUUUCAAAUCGAACAAGACAUCGAUUCGUUACUUUCACUCAACACAAGUGCUCACCUAAUUUGGUUAUAAAGUUGCAUCCAGUUGAUUCAGGUUACAUUUGCCAUUCAGGUGAGCAAAAUCUUGCGUUUGGUAGCUUCAUCUAGCUUGUGUAUCAAACAUGGCCAAAGUGAUUACCCAGGAGACUUUCGACGAUGUGGUCAAGGAGAACAUUGUCGAGUUCUCGAUGUCCGUCGAGGAAUCCCGCGACGAAACGGUGAAACAGUUCGAAGCCCAGGGCAUAAAUCUGUCCAACAUUAUCAAAGAUUUGAACCUCAAUGCAGACAGUGGAGUUCCUUUGUUGAAUGAGGCGCUGGAAUGGCUGAAAAGCCGACAAGCCAAUCUGGGCGGCGAAAACCCGGAGGAUGUUUGCAAACAGCUGGAAGCGCUUUCGUCGGAAUGUAAAUUGAGUGUCCCGCAUCGCGUACUGGCAGCUAAGUUGGGUGCCUAUGAAAUGGUCGUAGAUAUUCUGGAUGAGGAAAAACAACUGCCCAAGGGAAUCCUUGCAAAGCUCGUAGCAGCGGCUAAUUCAAUAAUCAAUAAACAACCCGACAUCUUCAGCUUCAAAUCAUUGGAUGUUGUUUCAAGGCAUUUGAGAAACGAAACCGAUAAAGCAAUUAUUUGCGACCUUCUGCGGUGGCUUCAAAAAGCUUGUAUCCUUCACGAAAUGAAUCGUCAGAUGAUUAUGGAGGACACUCCAAUGCUGAAGCAUCUAAAGACGCUUGUCGGGCACAAUGAAGCAGAAGUAGUGAAGAAUGUUUGCGCUUUAUUCAGGUUCCUUAUCCUGGAUGAUGAUAUUCGUGUAGAGUUUGGAAAGGCUCACGAACAUGCCAGAACGUUGGCCGUUGAAACCUUGCCAGAUAUCACCAAACUGCUGUUCAAAUUCAAAUCCGAUCAGGAUCUGGUGUGUGAUUUGCUAUUAACGGUUGCGUCAUUGACCGUGCGAAAUGAAUUUUGUCAAGUAGUUGAAGAUGCCGGUGGCCUCAAGUUCAUUAUGGAUGCUAUGGUAGAGUUUCCCGAUUCCAUAAAAAUUCUCAGGGAAUCGUGUAAGCUGUUAAAGGCUCUUGCUGGCAACGAUUCCGUGAAAUCGCACAUUAUUCAAAACGGUGCUGCACCACUUAUUGAAUCAGCUCUCAACCGACACAAAGACAAUGAAACCUUCGCUCGUCAUGCCUUGGUAUGUGUGGCCACGUUGGCUCUUAGAGAAAAGGAUAAUAGUAAAGCUCUGUUCGAAACUGGAAUUUCCGAAACGAUUAUUCAAACUAUGAAGAUUCAUCCCACCAGUAAGAUUGUGCAACGAAAUGGCGCCUGGUCCAUAAGGAACAUGGUGUCACGAUCACGGGACCAGUGCGACACGUUCAUCAGUCAAGGGGCAGAAGAUGUGUUGAAUCAGGCACUCGCUGACCACCCAACUAUUACCCACGAUGUCAAAUCUGCGCUGCGAGAUUUAGGUUGUAAGGUACAUCUGAAUGAAGAAUGGAAGGCCCAAUCCGACAUUCAGAUUAAGAACGAUGAAUAAUUUUGUGUGGCUAGGUAGAACACAAGACUUCCUUUUUUGCUAUGUUAAUCUAUCAGAUAAUUUGCAACUGCUUUUACAAACGUACUCACACUGCCUUUAAUAAUAUUUAUGCUAUGCGGCAGAUUCUUAUUUAUAAUAUGUUUACACGAUUGAAUAUAAUUAACCUGCACCCUAUUGAA
Messenger RNA from Aedes aegypti (yellow fever mosquito), 1805 nucleotides. Its product is annotated as armadillo repeat-containing protein 6 homolog. The coding region runs from base 229 to 1626 and encodes 465 amino acids. Lineage: Eukaryota; Metazoa; Arthropoda; Insecta; Diptera; Culicidae. Gene Ontology annotation, biological process: hematopoietic progenitor cell differentiation. The record is from RefSeq and is a predicted model, not a curated record. The transcript has 6 exons.